Molecule: messenger RNA, 645 nt
Organism: Lactuca saligna
Lineage: Eukaryota; Viridiplantae; Streptophyta; Magnoliopsida; Asterales; Asteraceae
Source: the annotation of a GenBank genome assembly
AUGGAAGUUGCAAUUGAGCAAGCUGCUCAAUCACGUUCAAGAAGAAGCAAGUGGCAGUUUAUGGGGACAAGUGAUGCUGGUGCUAAAGAAGAGCUUCACCGGGAUUCAAAUUUAGAAUUACCACCUGCAGUCAGCUAUUUUGGAGAUGAGUAUACAUUCAAUCUAGAGACACAAGAAAUGCUAGUUCAUUCCAAACGUCACUUGUUUUAUGCAGUAGUUUAUCUUCCUCAAAAGGUUUCUGAUUCUAUGUUAGUUUCUAGAACAACAUGGGAAGGUGGUCAAUACAAUAGGGAUGAAAAGAGUCGAUUGGAUGCUCUGUGUUUAGCAAUGGAGCUAGGAGCUGAUCACAUUGAUGUUGAGCUUCAGUUGUUGCAUCUGAUUGGUUAUAAUUUUUUUUUUUGGGUUUUGUUUUCUUCUUUUGUUCUCUUAUUUGGCUUGGUUUCAUCGGCUUCUGAUACACUCACAACGUGUCUUGCACCGCCUUUGUUAUCCAAUGGGAAGCUUACACAAUUGCUUCCAUUGCCUCACCUACCAUUCCUGUUUGUUCCAUCUCCCUCCACCCGCUUAUCUUCUUUUCCAAUCGUUAUUCCACCGUUUUCCCUCAAUCAAUUUCCCUCAACUAAUUCCACCUCCACUCCAUUGUAA